This is a messenger RNA of Olea europaea var. sylvestris, 1647 nucleotides long. RefSeq lists its product as uncharacterized. Lineage: Eukaryota; Viridiplantae; Streptophyta; Magnoliopsida; Lamiales; Oleaceae. The transcript is spliced from 6 exons. The record is from RefSeq and is a predicted model, not a curated record. Bases 285 to 1319 code for a protein of 344 amino acids.
UCCCAAAGCAUCCCGCCUUUUCAAACUGCAGAGUAAUUAAAAUUACAAAAUCAAAAUGGUUUCGCGAACAGUGAAAGCUUCUUUUCCAUCAAAGAUCGAACGCACUGUCGCCUCCGCACUUCUCCUCCUCUCCUCCUCCUCUUCAAUGUAAAUUCUAUCAAAACUGAUAAUUCAUCCAAAUCAUUCUCUAUUAUGUUUUGCGUUUUUAUCAAACUUGAUUGAUUAUCGCUGUUGUACUUGUUUAUUUGAGUUUCUUCAGAGGAAGCUGCAGUUCUGAGAGCUUCAUGAAUCCAAAACUCUCGAUUUCGAAUUCGAGCAAUGGAAUUUCGAGCACUGUGAUGACUGUAGAUGAUGAAUCAUCGACUGCAACAGCGUCAGCUGGAGAUCCUAGGCUGAAGAUCGUGCGAAAGAAACGUUCGAAGAGCAUCUGGAUCUCCGAUUGCAAAAAACUGACUUCCGGCAAGCUAGAAAUUUUGCCCGAUCAGGUGCCGGAAUCUUCUGACUCUGCGUCUGAGAUAAUUAUGACUGAGGUUUCAUCAUGCUUGUCCAGUGGCUCCAGUUCUGUUUCCAGUGCUCAAAGCUGCACCAAUGUUUUUAGUGUUACUGACAAAUCGAGGAAACCAGUUGGCUCAAAUCAUAUGGGACACCGAGCUGAGGCCAUACUUAGGGUUCUAUCUGUUGGGAGUGCUUCUGAAGUGAAGAUCCGUGAAUUGCUUGGUGACAGCCCUUCCACCAGCAAAGCAUUAAGAAUAGGAAGCUGCAGUUCUGAGAGCUUCAUGAAUCCAAAACUCUCGAUUUCGAAUUCGAGCAAUGGAAUUUCGAGCACUGUGAUGACUGUAGAUGAUGAAUCAUCGACUGCAACAGCGUCAGCUGGAGAUCCUAGGCUGAAGAUCGUGCGAAAGAAACGUUCGAAGAGCAUCUGGAUCUCCGAUUGCAAAAAACUGACUUCCGGCAAGCUAGAAAUUUUGCCCGAUCAGGUGCCGGAAUCUUCUGACUCUGCGUCUGAGAUAAUUAUGACUGAGGUUUCAUCAUGCUUGUCCAGUGGCUCCAGUUCUGUUUCCAGUGCUCAAAGCUGCACCAAUGUUUUUAGUGUUACUGACAAAUCGAGGAAACCAGUUGGCUCAAAUCAUAUGGGACACCGAGCUGAGGCCAUACUUAGGGUUCUAUCUGUUGGGAGUGCUUCUGAAGUGAAGAUCCGUGAAUUGCUUGGUGACAGCCCUUCCACCAGCAAAGCAUUAAGAAUGUUGCUGAAGCUAGAGGAGGUAAAGAGGUUUGGCGCGGGGGGUCGUGGCAAUCCCUAUAUUUACAUGAUAGCAUGAUCAACUAGGAAGUGUAACAAUCGGCUGUACCAAGUCUGGUGAAGCAUAACACGAUAGGAAGAAUUUUGGUUUGACAGAAUUAGGGCAAGAUAUAUAGUAUAUAUAUGUAUACAACUUCAUGUUGCUAUUAUUGUUUAGCAAAUACGUAUAUAAAAGAUCAUGCUUUGUAAUAGAACAAAGUUUCUUACAGUUGCACCUUGUGCUUUUAUUAAGUUCUUUAAUUGUAAAUGUCUAGUUUAAUAAUAGUAAAAUGGUUUAAGGCAUUUAUCACUUGUUCCCCUGUCAAAACUGCCUUGAUGCAAUGUGAUCCAAAUUUGACUUUCUUCAA